Molecule: messenger RNA, 342 nt
Organism: Bipolaris oryzae ATCC 44560
Lineage: Eukaryota; Fungi; Ascomycota; Dothideomycetes; Pleosporales; Pleosporaceae
Exons: 1
Molecular function (GO): protein binding
Source: RefSeq, a predicted model, not a curated record
GUACUACUAGACAGAGGCGCUGAAGUUAACGCGGAUGGCGUUCUAUACGGAACUGUGCUGCAGGCAGCUUGUACUUCCGGUCACAAGGCUGUUAUAGAGCUACUGCUAGAUAGAGGCGCCGAUGUCAACGCGAGGGGUGGUCAUUUCGAAACUGCGCUUCAGGCAGCUUGUUAUCACGGUUGCAGGGAUAUCGUUGAGCUACUGCUAGAGAGAGGCGCCGGUGUCAACGCACAAGGUGGUCAAUACGGCAGUGCACUUAGAGCAGCUUCAUAUUGGGGGUACAAGACAGUUGUGGAAUUGCUGGUAGCAAAUGGGGCGAAACAGGACGAAACAGGUCCUUGA